AUGAACGUGGCAAAGGCUCUUCGCAUGUUUGAAAUGUUGAGGGUGCCAGCACUGUCCAAGUCACAGUAUUACAGGACCCAGAAGGAGUACCUCAUUCCCGCUGUCAGUUAUGUUUAUCAGACUAGACAGAAGGAACUCCUUGGACAGCUGCAGCCACGUCCCCUAACCAUUGCCGGAGAUGGGAGAUGUGAUUCUCCUGGACACACUGCCCUCUAUGGAACCUACACCCUGCUCGAGACCACUGCCAACCGCAUAAUACACUUUGAAUUGGUCAAGGCAACCGAGGUAUCGAGCAGUAAUGCCAUGGAGAAGCAUGGGUUACAGAGGUGCCUGGCAUUCCUUGAAUGGAAUGAUAUGGUCGUAGACACCCUUAUUACAGACAGACACACUGGAAUCAAGGCGAUGAUGAGGGACUGCUGCCCCCAGAUAAAACAUCGCUUUGAUGUGUGGCACGUCGUCAAAGGGGUAAAGAAGAAGCUAUUGGCACUUGGCCGCUCUGCAAGCCAUCAAGUGGUGAACUUGUGGGUUGAUAGCCUCGUUCGCCAUGCCUACUGGUGCCCAAAGACGAGUGGAGGAGACGGCGACCUAUGUCUUGCAAAGUGGAUGUCGGCCCUCAACCACAUUGUGGACGUCCAUGAGCAUGAUGAUCCCGUCUACCCAGUUUGCUACCAUGGUGCGACCUCGGAACCCCGUGAGUGGUUGAAGGAAGACAGUGAAACUUACAGGAAGGUCACAGACAUUAUUGCAGCACCUGCCCUCCUCAAGGACAUCCCUCAGCUGUCCUCCCAAGACCAAACGUACGGUCUGGAAGCCUUCCACAGCGUCAUGCUGCACUUCACGCCAAACACAUUUUCGUUCCAUGAUGAGGGAAUGCUAGCCAGGACACAACUGGCCGUACUUCACUAUAACGAAAAUGCUGACCGUGCGCAAUUGGAAAAAGAGGGGUCCAAGCAGUACCGCCUGAAGCCUUCAAAGGUUAAGAAGGCAUGGCUUGUGGUACCUGUGAAGGAAGAUGCAACGUACGAAUAUGCGACGGCACUUACAGCAGAGGUGUUACGUCGCAUCAAACAGAAACACAAAGAACCACCAGCAGUGGAAGCUCGCCCAGCACGGUCAGCCUCUUAUGGUGAAAGGCCAACCUUGGAAGAAGCUAUGGAACGUUUUCAAUCAAGGUUCCGGAAGUAAAUGUGGCUCCCUACUGGCAAUAAAAUUUGACAGCCGACCAGGAUGCACCAGCCUUGAUUCCAGCAACAAAAACGGCCCUUUUCAGGGCCACCCAACUUUUGCCACAAGAGGCUUUGCCUGCGUGCAGAUGACCCUUUCAGAGGAACAUUAUAGAAUGAUAGCCUUAUUGAUUUUUUAUACACCAAGAACAUGAAAUAAUAUCUGUUCUUUCCUUUCUUUCAGGAGCAUACACCUGCAACACCAGGGAACGUAACCACAGUGGCUGCCUACAAAAUGUAUCCUAACAAGGAAUAAAUGUCUAGGAAGAGGAAAACAAAGGAGAGACUUGCAUAGCGUAUUAGUACACCAGAUAUGGAUCUGCCAACAUGAACCCUCCGAACAUCCCUGUGGCAGCGUACCUGUAACCGCCCAGACUUCACACCAAAUUAAUGUAGGACCACAGCACAACAUAAUAAAAUAGCUUAGGUUUAUUUGCCUCCCAUACAUAAUGGGAGGCAAAUAAACCUAUGAUAUUUCGUUAUUCCCACUCCGUCAUACUCCACUGUACAAUAAAUCGAUACAA
Ornithodoros turicata is the source of this 1747-nucleotide messenger RNA. RefSeq lists its product as uncharacterized. The transcript has 8 exons. The coding region runs from base 1 to 1185 and encodes 394 amino acids. Lineage: Eukaryota; Metazoa; Arthropoda; Arachnida; Ixodida; Argasidae. The record is from RefSeq and is a predicted model, not a curated record.